This is a messenger RNA of Debaryomyces tyrocola, 780 nucleotides long. NCBI's taxonomy places the organism in Eukaryota, Fungi, Ascomycota, Pichiomycetes, Serinales, Debaryomycetaceae. The record is from the annotation of a GenBank genome assembly.
AUGUUUAGGAGAUCUUAUAAAUUAGCUAAUAGUUCAAUUUCUGUCGCUAAAAGAAAGUUACACGAAGUGCCAGCGUUGAAAAAUCAAGAUACAUUCUUACAGAAUGGUAUCGAAGGGUUGUAUUCACCUAAAGGUUUCAAAUCUGCUUGGUCUGAUUACCAAAAAUAUUUAACGUUGAAUUUAACAUUGCAAACAAAUGGUACUGAAAAUGAAUUGAGAACGCCUUAUCAAAUUUUAUUACAAACAGCUAAGCAAACGACAGAACAACAUACAUUUCAUUUUGCUUCUCAAGCUCAUAAUAAUCAUUUUUGCUUCGAGCAAUUAACCAACAAGACAGAAGCCCAAAAAACAAAGCCAUCGAGAUUUUUAUUAGAGAGAUUGGCAGAUCAAGAUUUUGCUAACAUAGAAUCUUUUCGUGAUCAUUUCUUAUUAGUUGCUGAUUCAUCAUUCGGACAGGGUUGGGUUUUUCUUGUCGAAUUACCAGAUAAGUCUGUCAAAAUCUUGAAGUGUGGUAAUGACGGUACUCCAUAUUUCUAUGGAAAAAAUCAAUCAUUAGAUUUAAAUGGUGGUAUUGAUGAAGGGAGUUUCGAAUACUUAAAUAAUUUAAAGCAUUUGGCAGGUAAACAAGAAAGGGAUUUUAGUUUACCUUUAUUAGGUAUUAAUUGUUGGGACACCGCAUUCAUUGAUGAUUACGGAGUUACUGGUAAAGCUGAUUAUCUCACAAACUUCUGGGAGUGUAUUAACUGGGAUGUUGUAAAUAAAAGGCUAUUCCAAGUAUGA